Messenger RNA from Daphnia pulex (common water flea), 522 nucleotides. RefSeq lists its product as uncharacterized. Lineage: Eukaryota; Metazoa; Arthropoda; Branchiopoda; Diplostraca; Daphniidae. The record is from RefSeq and is a predicted model, not a curated record. The transcript is spliced from 3 exons. Bases 17 to 460 code for a protein of 147 amino acids.
GGAUAUUUUUGGAGAAAUGGAAACCGAAGGUGUACUAGACGUCGAUUCCAACCUAGAUCUUUUCUGUCUGCAAAUAGUGGCCACGAACCUCAUUCAACGAUCCUUACAGACCUUUAAAGACUCAUGGAACUGCCAUCCACUUCGAACAGAAAAUCAUCGCUCACCAAUGCAACUUUAUCACGAUGGUUUGCAGCAUUUAAAAACCCAGCAAGAUAACGGAGCCAUAGAAGGCGAAGAUACUGAGCUGAUCCAGGGACAGAAAUUAAAACCGAUUUCGAAGUGGUCUGGUUACAAGGAUACCUUCUAUCGUUGUGUAAUUGAUCAAUUUGGAGUGAACAUUUCCGAAGAGGAACUACUCUGCAUUGUUGAUCUUAUUAAUCCAGCCACCAUUGAAAUUUGGAAUGUAAAAAAGAAAUUCAUUCAGCUUAAACUAUUUGUUCUCCAAAAUUUUGAUGAUUAGAAGUAAGUCAACCGAAGACUGAAAUAAAUGUUGUAAUGUACGGCUUGCCGUCACAGAUUGCA